Prunus armeniaca (apricot) is the source of this 258-nucleotide messenger RNA. The record is from the annotation of a GenBank genome assembly. NCBI's taxonomy places the organism in Eukaryota, Viridiplantae, Streptophyta, Magnoliopsida, Rosales, Rosaceae.
AUGGCUUCGCAGGAUAAAGGUCGGCCAUUACCUAAAUUUGGGGAGUGGGAUGUAAAUAACCCAGCUUCAGCUGAAGGAUUUACUGUUAUAUUCAACAAGGCCAGAGAUGAAAAGAAGACCAGUGCAGCUCAAGUGAAGAUGGUCACCCCACGAAAAACUGACGGCAGCCUACGAAGAAAUGGUGCUGGAUACAACACUGUCAAUGAGCAUUAUCCCAAAUAUCCUUCCUCAAAGAAGAGAUGGUUUUGCUGUGGUUGA